Molecule: messenger RNA, 1057 nt
Organism: Kickxella alabastrina
Lineage: Eukaryota; Fungi; Kickxellomycota; Kickxellomycetes; Kickxellales; Kickxellaceae
Exons: 1
Coding region: 129-914 (261 amino acids)
Cellular component (GO): membrane
Source: RefSeq, a predicted model, not a curated record
GCUAUUUUCUCUUGUAAAAUUUUCAUCCAUUUAUUUUUUAUCCAUUUUGUAUAUAUAUAUAUAUAUCUAUCUAUCAGCAUACAUAGCAUCUGCUUUCUUAUAUUAAAGUGACGCACUACGCCAGAACAAUGACACAAGUACAUCCCGAUAAAAAAAUCGUAUUAAAGUCGCAAAUACAGAAAUCCGUUUUAAGAACGUUCACUUGCUUAACCAUGGCCUACCUAAUAUGCGGCAUAGCUGCACUAUCAAUCGGCACAUACUACGCCAAAGCGACAGACGAGGGGAAACGCAUAUACAUAGUCACAGCGUAUGCCUUGAAAGCAUACGCUCCGUUGGGAAUAUACUUUAUAGUAUGCUCGCUCUUGGGAUUUUUAGUGGCUCUGGCCCCACUGAGGCGCAAACGAUUACUCCACGGGUUUGUUUUUGCGCUCGGUCUGAUAACCUUAAUCAUGUUUUGCAUCAGCAUCUGGAUAUGGACAAGGACGCUUAACAUCAAUGGAUUAUAUGCGCUUUCUUGGCGCAACGAGUGGUCGGACGUUAUUAAGGAUGCGUUUCAGCGCGACGGGUCAUGCUGUGGCUUUUUGAGUCCAGCGGAUAGUCCCUUUAUGGCGUCGGCGUCCUGUCAGAAUACAAGUAUUGACUACGGAUGCAUGUAUACGGUUAUCUUUUAUGCUCAGAAAUAUCACCGGUUGAUAUACGCCGGGCUUAUUAUAUUCAAACUUAUUGGCGUUGGUGCUAUGGUCUCGGGUAUUAUUCUUCUGGGCCAGUGUCGCAAAGAGGAGCGCUUAAAGCGGGCGUAUGUGCAUUAUUGGGCUAGAAAGGCCAGAAGAUAUAAUAAUUCUCUGGAAGAUACAGCCGUUCACGAGAUGCACGAGAUGCAGACUAUGGAUACUCAAGGUCGGCUCCGGAACUAACAUUUUUUGGGGUGGUCAAUGUACCUCUGUCUCACAAAGCAUCGUAUAUCCACUCGAUGGAGAUUUUGCGCAAGCAUUUUGAAAAUCACAAUUUAUAAUCCAGUUUUCUUUAUCAAAAACAGCUCAUUUACUUUGUUUUUUUG